Hyaloscypha bicolor E is the source of this 714-nucleotide messenger RNA. RefSeq lists its product as uncharacterized. The transcript is spliced from 2 exons. The record is from RefSeq and is a predicted model, not a curated record. Bases 1 to 714 code for a protein of 237 amino acids. Lineage: Eukaryota; Fungi; Ascomycota; Leotiomycetes; Helotiales; Hyaloscyphaceae.
AUGCCAGAAAAAAUCCGGGCCAAAUCUUCUAGGUCUAAGGCCACAGGUCGACCCAAAGCGACAGCUCACCAGGUCAAAGCCCGAAAAGCUACAGCUCGUGGCAAUCUCCACAAGAAUACAAAACCACUUAGCACAGCCAAAGAACCUCAAGCCGAGGAAGAGUCCAAAUCCGAAGGCGAAGAGGAAGAAGAAAGUGAAGCAAAAGCGCACAAUCAACCCGAAAACCGCUUCACGAAAACAACCUGGAGCAAAGGCAAGAAAGCGCAAAAGAGAGCAGAACGCAACGCCGAGGGAAAGAAUGCCAAGCGUGAGAAGAAGAUCAAAGCCGAAGCCGAGGACGCAAGGGUAAGAGAGCAGAAGCUCAAAGAAGAAGCUGAGGAAGCCAGAGCAAAAUCACAAGCCUACGCGCAUCAGCAACGAAUGUCUGCCAAGAAACGCUAUGAACAGUGGGCGUCAGCUUGUACCGAUUUCUUCGCCGAUCCUCAUGCUUCCGCGAGGAAGUUCCCAAUCCCAAAGAACUUGAAGUUCUGCACAAAAUUUGUCUGCAUCAAAGGCGAGAAAUUGGGCUGGCUGAAGAAGGAGAGGCUGAGGUGGCAUCCGGAUAAGUUUCCUGGCCGUGAAGAGGUGAAGGAGUUGGCGCAGGAGAUGUUCCAGAUGUUCCAGAGACUGAUUGAUGGGGAUAACAUCAAGGUUGGGCCAUCAAUGGGUCGCUGA